Molecule: messenger RNA, 435 nt
Organism: Fusarium poae
Lineage: Eukaryota; Fungi; Ascomycota; Sordariomycetes; Hypocreales; Nectriaceae
Exons: 2
Coding region: 1-435 (144 amino acids)
Source: RefSeq, a predicted model, not a curated record
AUGAAGUUCUCUGCUGUUGUCCUCGCCACUGCCGCCGCUACCGGUGCUAUCGCCGAUACUGUCUUCGACGUUACUCGAUUCGGAGCUAGAUGCAAAGAUGUCGACAUCUGGUGCAGUUACAGCUUCACUAUUGAGCCCGGCACUAUCGACUCCGAGCGCUACGAAUGCUCUGCCCUCGUCACCAAUGUUGAAUUCGGGGAACUUCCUGACACCGACGAAGGAACCUGUAAUCCUCCUUCACGAACCUUUGGAAUCGUCCGCAACGACGAGGGCUUUACUCUUACAGUAUCAGCCCAAAUCUCACCCGAUAGCGUCACCAAGGGCUCGUACCUCAUCCCCAAGAAGGACUUCUUCCAAUCCAAGGGCUCUCGGAACCAGGUAAGGUCCGAGUGGUAUAUUGGCUCCGGGAACUUCCCUCUUGAGCGUGUCGAUUAA